Messenger RNA from Thrips palmi, 5996 nucleotides. RefSeq lists its product as uncharacterized. Gene Ontology annotation, cellular component: nucleus. Lineage: Eukaryota; Metazoa; Arthropoda; Insecta; Thysanoptera; Thripidae. The transcript has 15 exons. Gene Ontology annotation, molecular function: DNA binding. The record is from RefSeq and is a predicted model, not a curated record. Bases 378 to 5063 code for a protein of 1561 amino acids.
GCUUUCCUGCCGAUGAGAAAUUCAGUGUCUGAAUUAAAUUUAGUGAAUUUAGUGAUAGUUCUUUCUACCUGGAAACCAUUGCUUACUGUCAUAUUUUUGGUUCUAUUCUCAAUGAGUUCUAUGUUGCGAUAAAUUGGAUGAAUAACAGAAAGAUUUAGGUCUUAAUAGUGAUUUUCGCACACGCUAUGAGAAAUAUUUUGAUGUUGAUUGGUUGAAGAUGAAGUUGUGAAGGUUUUUGUUUUGAAGAUGUGAAAAGACUGCAAACUUGUAAUGAAUCGUUUUAAGACAAUGACUUUGCGCGUAUAUUCAUCACUUGUAAAGAAGUCACGUCUCCAGCUAGUAAGUUUUUCUAUCUGUAUUAAGAAUUAUCUGAAGCUAUGAAUGUUGAGGUGCUCUCUGUUCGUGGCUUGCGACCAGAGUUUGGCAAGGUUGACCGUGACUUAUGGCUCUGGUUUUGUGAUGCAACGCGGGAGUGGGAAAAGUGCCAUGGCCCUCGAGUCACGAAGCGUUUGGUUCAGGCCAAAGCUAAACUGGCUUUUGAGGCUGCAGGCAUCUUCAACUUUAAAGCUAGUGAUGGCUGGUAUAUUCGAUGGUUGAAGAGAUGGCGUCAAGCAGCAAAGCAGAAUAAUGAGCCCAACCCUAUCUCAAAGACUGCAAGUAAAGCUCAACUGCCUAAGAAGCGAGCACCAAGAAGAGCUUCAAAAACAAAGGCAUCACCGCCAGUGAUCCUACAAAGCUCAACAGACACGACAAUCUCUAGAUUAUCUCUAGAAACUGGACCAACUGACUAUAGCUCAAGAGAUGAGUCAGACAGCAAAAUUAUCUGUAGUGUUCAAAACUUAGCAUCUUUGCAGCCCAAUCAUGAAAAUAAUAGACAGAAUUCCUUGGACUUUGCCAGAAAUCAUCUCUGUCAACCUGAAAGACCAUGUUCAGAUGUGAACCUUGCUGCAGCAUUUUUACCACAACACUACAAUGCACUGAGUGAACUUAGCACAGUUGAAAUUGAGCAGCGAUAUGCUCCUGACGCCUCAUCACUUUCGAACUUAGAAGAUAUCGCGUGGCAUGAUUUGUCUGAAUUGUCAUGCUAUGAGAGGCCCUCUUUCAAGCUUACUACUCAUCAAACUUUGGAGAUGAGAUCCGAGACUCCACGUUGCUUUUCAAAGCCUGUGCCACGAUUGAAACCAACAGUCAUAGGAAAAGGAAAGUUGUGUGAAUUGCAGAAGUCUUUUCAGACAUAUGUUCUAAGCUCUUCCUCUGAGACCAAUGUCAGCUUUGGUGUUCUUCCUGCCAACCAAGUUCCUUCAAAGAAGAUGAAAACAAAUCCAACAAAUUCAUUUCUUGUUAAAAAUAUUGGAAGCUCUCAAGGUGCUGCCAUUGAUGGUGCCCUCAGACAAAAACCAGGAGACAAAGUCAAUAAUUUGCAUUCAGACUUGAUCAAUGAUGUUUCUGCAUGCGGAAACUUCACACAUCAUGACUUGGAAGAUGUUUCUGUCAGCUCUGAUUUUGUUAAUCAAUUAAAUGAUGAACUUUCUCUGGAGCUUAACUUGCAAUAUGAAAAUGAGAAUUUAUCUCACCAAAUCCUGGCCAAAACUGCAACUAGUGAGCCACUAACUUCAAACUCAAAUUUUAGCAUUGAUUGUAGCAUGGUACAACCAGCUUUAGACACCUUUGGUGGUCUCAUCCCUCCAACAGCCACUCAUGGAGGCAAUGCCUGUGCAGGCUCAAUCUGCCACAUGAGUGUAGCAGAAGGUGAUUUCAGCUGUGAAGAGAGUGACUAUAUUUCUAAUGCUGUUAUGCGUUCAAUGCAAGAAGAUGAUUUUUCCAUUUUGAAUUGUGACCAAUCACCAUUCCAAGGCACAUUAUCCGUGGUCGAUGAAAAUAGUCAGCCUGACAAAGUGAAUAACCUUGAUGACGGUGUCUCUGCUGCUCUGACCUCUGAAGAGAGUCUCGUGAAUCGAGAACAUGUGUUUUAUAGUGGAGGCAUUGGUUCAUUCAACAAAGCUUUGAAAGGCAACAACAACUCGCUGAUGACAGUUACUCACCAAGACAGUAUCAAAUAUCAACCAUCUCAACGGGAAAUCUUUGUGCAACCAGAAACAUCUUAUAUGUCAUCACAUUUAGUAAAUGAUGACCAUUUAGUGCCAAAUAAAGUGCAGGAAGAAGUCUUUUGUUUUUCCCCUCUUGCAGAAGAGGGUGAUGUGGCAAAAGUUCAGGACUUGCUGCAGUUGUCUUGUUCCGUUGGUUCAGAGUCUUCAAAUCAAUUGUUGUCUUCAUCUGUGGACCAAUCUCAAAUAGAAGAACAAGAACUUAGCCUGUCUUCUUCUGUGGCUGGAAAUAUGAUUGUUGAUACCAGUGGCGUGUUUCAAGUAUCCUCACUUGUGGGAAAUCAGGAUUUGUUCCAAAUUUCAUCCUCUGGUGCUGUGAAUGAAUAUGCCACAAAUCAAGAUGUUUUCCUUUCUUCAAAUUCUAAUAAUGGAAGCUCACAUUCCUCCAUAUGCUUCAGAAGUAAUGAAGUUGAACAAGAUCCUCAAAAAUUAAUCUGCUCUACAAGCCAAAGUACCAACAAUAUAUCAAAUAUGUACUUCUUGCCACGUUCAUUGGAAUGUGAAAUGGAUUCUGAUAUUGUUGGCCACUCGAGCCUUCCACUGAAUGGCAGUGUUGUCUCUAUUGCUGACAACACAAUGCACCUUUGCUCUCUUGAUUCUCAAGUCAUGUCGCUUCCUGAGGUGACCGUUGCCAAUGCUGACUCAACAAGAGUGCUUUUGAGGUCUUCAUCUCAUUUGCAUACUGAUCAAACACCAAGUCUUACAGCAUUGACGUCACCAAAUACUUACUUGAUCAGGAAUGCACCAGUGCAGGAGCUAUCGCCAAACCCUGAAAAUAUUGAAGUCUCUGCUCCCAGUUCAACUCACAGCCCCUGUAGUACAGAAAGUAUCUUUUCAUAUAGUGCUGUGGAUCAGGAACAAUCUUCUACCGGCCUCAUGAACUGUGAGUCUACAAAGGAAAAUGGAUUUGCAGCCUAUGAUCUUCAAUUAGUGGAAAGUGUUUUGUCUGAACAAGAUGAUGCUCCAAACAAUCCAUUCAAAGCUCCAAAGAAGACCGCAACUUGUUUGACAGAAAAGGGAAGCAACACCAGCAAAAUCAAGAAUGGCGCGGAAAAGGACCAGUCAUGUUACCGUCGAUCCAGCGGUGACCGAUAUUUUCCCUACUUCAAAGAGAAAGUUGUUGAAUAUGCUUUGAAGCAUACAGCAAAGGAAGCUGCAAGCUACUUUGGUGUUAAUGUUAACACAGUUACAAUUUGGACCAGAGGAAAAACUGAGGUAGAUUCAGUUGUGAAAAAUUAUCCUGAUCAAAUUAUGUUGAGAUGGUUGAAGAAAAGUAGGGAAAGUGGCAUUAUUUUGACAAGAGAACAAGUGGCUGAAAGAGCAAUUCAAUUGUUAAAAACUCCUGGCAGUUGGGUGAAGGACAAAUCUCGCUGGUUUUAUGUGUGGGCAUGCAGGCUUCGAGAUGAUGAAGAAAGGAGAAAUAGGCUGAAAAAUAAUGUGAAGGAGACACCAAAGGCCCCUCUUGACUGCGGUGAUAAAAAAGCUCUAUAUCCAGAUGAUUUAAAAAUUGAAGUUGUUCUUUAUGCUGAACAAACUAGCAAGAACCUUGCAGCAACCGUUUUCAAUAUAGCAAGAAAAAGGGUCUUUGAAUGGUCAACCUUUUUGAAAGCCCAUGAAGUAAACACAAUGAAGGUCAACCAGUUAAAUCAACUUCCAUCAGAUUCUGCAAAGCACAUUCAGAUCAACGAUGUUCAAAGCACUUUGGGGUUUAUUAAACUAACCACCGCAAGCACCUCAAAGCUUAAAUUAAACAGUAAAAGUUUUGGUCGAGGUGUAACAAGUGUAGCUGUUGAUCAGGAAUUGUGGGAUUGGUUUUGUAAGCAGACAGCUAAGAAAAAUAAACCUAAGAGUAAAGAGAUUCGUGCAAAGGCUGUGGAACUGUUUCGAGCCCACAAUUAUGACAAAAUUCAGUGUUCACAUGGAUGGCUGAAGAAGUGGAGCCUUAGAUAUGGGAUUGCUUUGCGCCAUGAAGGUGACAGUGAUCUUUUAGCUUGGUGCCUUGAACAGUUUGAUCGCAACCGCAACAUUCCACAUAGAGAGUUAGUCAAUUAUGCCCAGGAGGUUUUGAAUGGUACUCACAAAUCGGAAUUUAAAGGAUCCGCUGGCUGGCUUGUUCGAUUCUGUAAAAGACACCGAAACCUUCUUUCUGCCAAACCUGGCAUUGAAGUUGAGAUACCCAGUGUGCUAAGGCAGAGCACUUCAGAAUUCCGAUCACACACGCAAAAGCUCAUACAUUCUUCAAAUAUGCCAUUGAGUAAUGUUGGCUGCAUGGAUGAACUCCCAUUAAAUUUUACAUCAGGAAGUUCCCGGAGUCGCUUAUUGUUGAGACAAUCGAGUCUUGAGAAUUGUCAUGCCACUGUUAUUUUGAGUUGUCUGGCUAAUGGAGAGCUACUGCCACCAGCUGUAAUUUUCAAGGGGGAAGGACCAUCAGAAACAUUGACAUAUGGUGACAUCUCUCUCCUCGUGUUUUACCAACAAGACUGUUCUAUGACCACUGCCAUUAUGCAGGAGUGGCUGGCAUUAAUAUGGGCCAGACAUGUAACAUGCCCAAGUGUCCUCAUAGCUGACUGUUACGAUCCUCACUGCCCUGAACCGGUCCAAGAUGCUUGUAAAGCAGCAGAAGUCACCCUUGCCAUCAUGCCAGCAGGGUGCUCUCUGAAGCUCCAGCCACUAGACCUAGCCAUCUCUCGUCUGUUUGAAGCUCACAUCUACAACAGGUGGUCCAGACAUUUUUCUUCAUCUGAUCAAUUAUCAAGUUGUAAGCGAACAUCGUACUCUAACAAUGCGGACAUUGGUGGCUGGAUUGCUGAGGCGUACAGCAGUUUGAAAGAAACAAGAAAGGAAGCAAUUAGGCGCAGCUUCCUCGUCACUGGCUUAACAUCAGCAGCCAAUGGAGCUGAAGACCACCUCAUUGAAGACCCAUCCUAUGUACCAUUCUCUUCACUGUUUGUCUCAUAAACAUACCCUCUAUUCAUUGCACUUUCUCCUAACAGUAUCAACCAGUGAAAAUAUGGCCACAUGUUUUUCUCUCCCGGUCAGGAUGUUUUUACUUUACUGUUUUGUAAAGUACUCUAUGAUUGGUGAAUAAAGUACAGUAUAUGCAUGUAUAGUUUAGGCUCAAAUUUGUGCAUCAAACCAUCACAUGUAAUGUGGAUUUUAUGUUGUUUUUAAUUUUAUUUUUAUCCUUUUUUUUCUAAACUGAAGAAAGUUGUCAGAUCUCUAGUCUUUCAGUUUAUUAAAGUGUGCUGUCUAGAAACAUCACUUUAAAGUACUGUAGCUUAGGUGUUAGUGUGUAGUAGAUGAAGAAGGAAGACUCUGUUUAAUAUAAAGGACUGUGUAACAUUUAUUAAUGAGUAGUGUUGUAUUAGAACAGUGUAACUGGAUUACUACUACACUCUAUGAAGCAUUGAAGCAUUUUAGUUACGGCUUUGUAGACAUUCUGAGCCUUUUAUCCUUUCUCAAUUUUCUUAAAUUUUCUUUUUUACUUUUGUUGUUUUCUUCAAAGCCUACUUUUUAUUACAUAAGACUGAUAUAACUCUUUCAUCAUAAAGUAACCAACAGAGAAGGCUGAUCAACUCAAUUGACUGAUUUAAGUCUGAAGCCCUCAAUCAGUAUUGUUCAGCAAUUAUUUAUAAUCUGAGAGAAUAAGUCUUACUUGAGGUUUUUCUGUUAUUGUCCCCUACAUUAUUUUAUAAUUCGUUAUUUGUCUUGUUGCUGUAAUUCUAUUCCUUAUUUCUAAACAUUAUUUUAUUUUUUAUUUUAUUUUUCUUCAUUUAAAUAAUUUGUUCUGUACUGAAUCUGAGAUGCAUAUGAAAACGAUGUAUGUCAUAUGCUGAAGAUCUCAAAGAUCAGAGUUGACUGUAUACAAUAAAAAUGCGUCUAGCUGUUCAA